Messenger RNA from Symbiodinium necroappetens, 432 nucleotides. The record is from the annotation of a GenBank genome assembly. NCBI's taxonomy places the organism in Eukaryota, Dinophyceae, Suessiales, Symbiodiniaceae.
AUGGAGGUGAGGAGACGGCGAAGCUGGGCCGACAUUACAGAGGGUGAUGCCGAGGGGGACGUGACAGAGGUGCUCGUCCAAGCAGAGCGAAGUGAUGACCAGGAUGGACAUGCGAUUCAGGAGUUGCCUGAGGCACGGGCUCUGGAAGUACCUGCUACUAUUCGGAAAACUGGGCGCAACUGUGGGAUAUGCAGACACACACUUUGCCGCGACUUCCGCAACUGCUCCAGGGAAGACCACCGAUCAAACCGAUUGUGCCACGCGGAGCUUCAGGGCGACUGUGAGCAUUACUGCACCACCUGCUAUCGCAAGAGGUGCCGGAGUGACUGGUGGAUCACCGAGGGUCUCGUCGUCUGCAACUGCAUUACAGCAGAGAAACGAGAGGAGCUGCUCGGUUGCCUGCAGUCUGAAGACUGUCCAUGUCUUCACUGA